AUGGAUUCCAACUCGAUUGCUAUUUAUGACCUCGAUCGACUGGAAUCUAUAAAGUUGGAAGGCAAUAAGUUGUUCUCGGAAUCAGAGUAUAAAAAAGCAUCAGAAUUGUACUAUAAAAUAUUAAAAGAGUGUUUUAAGUUGAAAACAAACGAAAUUAAUGUAGAAGAACUGGAAAAUGUAGUUGGGGAACAAAAAAAUAAAAUCCAGGAUCCUGACAUCAGAAUAUUCCUCUCAAAGAUAUGCUGUAACCUGGGAAUCUGUCAUAAUUCGCUAGGCCAAAAACAAGAUUCACUAAGAUUUUUCAAAAUUUCACUGGUUCUAGAUGACCAGAACUAUAAAUCUAACUAUCAUGUGGCUCACUAUCACAUUACACACACUGACUAUAACACGGCACUAACGUACAUUCAAAAUUGCCAAAAAAUAGUUAACAGUAACUUGAAUGUAUAUAAGAAAAUACGUCAGCCUCAUUUGGAUCUUCUAGAUCAGAUAAAGCAAUCUUUGAUAAAAACUAACCAGACCGUAGAUAACGUAAAUGACCCAAAACACCUAGUGGAGGACAUAUGUUCAGGAAAUAAUAUUAAUAUCAACAUUCAAAGGCUUCAACUAAUACCAUGCAGGAAGUUGUUAUUGUCAGAAUCCGUAAAAUCCCUUGUUCAGUUUUGUAAAAAUAAACUUGAGUCUGACCAAGUCGACGAACACUUAUGUUCAGUCUGGUCAUGUCUGUACCAUAUUUUGUAUAAAUGUGAAGAGGAAAGCGUUUUCGAGCUUAGAGAACAAUUUCUAUCAGAAUUCGAGGAAGACUCAUUAACUUCAUACGUAAUGAAACUGAUAAAACUUAAGUCUCAAAAGGUUCAUGAAAACACAUUGUACACAUCAGUUCUAUCUAAUAUUGUUAAGUGUUGUCCGCUUAUAAAACGAGUAGAUUCGCUUGAAGUUUUAUUGGUGCUUUUGGAUAAGGAGAUUGUUGAUUUGGAGCUUUUGCUCACUUCAAUCCUUUUAUAUUUUUCAAAGGAGAGUAAAUCCAAAAGUGAAGUUAAACACCAGAGCUCUAAGUUUAAUUCAAUUCUGCUAAAGUUGCUUGAAAACCUAUUUUCGUUGUGUGACGAUGAAACAUUUGAUUACCAACAGCAACUUAAGUCCUGUUUAAUAUCAGUAUUCACAAUGAAGUUUGAUCCAUACGAAGUAUCCACAGAAGCUUUCGUUAAUACUAUUAACAUUGCACUUGAGCCAUAUGUACAUACUGAAUUUUCAGAUAACGCUAAGAAAUUUGUAACUUUCAGCACAUGCUGGUACGUGGUAUUAAACUCUCUGUUCCUUGCAAAUAAGACUCUGUUCAAAAGCUAUCUUGUAACAACUAGACUUCUUUACCACGUUAUUACUGUAUACUUUAAUGAGAAUUGUAAGAAAAUUAGGAAACUGGCAUUUGAGCUUUUACUAAACUGCGUUGACACUGUGGAGUUCAGACAAGAAAUUCUAGACUAUGUAGAGGAUGGACAAAGUUUUAUUGAACUUUUAAAUUCACCAGAAUUUGUAAAUUUCAUAGAAACAGUUGAUAAUGAAACGAAUUUGGAUUUAAAUAACAAACUAGUUGAAACAAAAGAACCUAAAAAGAAACUUGAAGGUUUGGACUGGUUUGUACAAACAAGAAUUUUGAUGUUUUGUAAACUUAGUUUACACUCUUCACAAGUUAAGGACGAAGUUUUAAGUGUUUUUAACAUUUUUAAACAGGUGCCAAGGUGUAUAUUAUACAACAUUAAACACAAGCUUGACCUUGAGAUAUUGUUACAGGGUGCCUCAUUUGCAAGCUUACACGAGGAAUUUAAGAAAACUGAUCUAUCAUUCCUUCCAUCGGCGUUUGAAUAUUGUAACAAUUCGGAAUACCUGUUACACUAUUUUCUCCAAACGAUAUGUAAUUUAUUGAGAGGAAAUAAGGAUAGAACAAGUUUUACAGAGGAUUUGGAUUUGUUAAAGUAUGAUAGAGAACAGCUGGAUCAACUUAAAACGUUGCAGGAAAAAUUGCCGGAAGAAGCAAAGGUUACAGUAAACGGGAAUUAUUUUGAGGGGAAUGACGAGUCUGCAAACAUGGCAAGGAGUAUUAUCUUCACAAUUUCAAAUUCAGCAAUUCCAAAUCAGCUUUGUACAAUAUUCAAUAAAGUAACGUCUGAAACGUCAAAGUCUCUUAUUGUAGAAUCACUCCAUUAUUUGGCAUUGAAUGUGAAUCAUCGAAGAUAUUUGCAGACACUAGGUGCAAUGCGUAUUUUAAUAAACGUAGCGAAUUCCAGUAAAUACCAGCUUAAACAGGGUUCUAAAGCUGCAAAUUUUAGAAAAAUGAACCGUUACAAACUCAUUGUACAGUCUAUUGCACACCUAAUAAUUUCAAUGGACCCUGCAAACCUCAGUUUUAACGACGCACACGACUCAAUCCAGCCACUAAUUAAUGUUUUGGAAGACGAAAAUGAACUAUUUCAGUUCGAGUCCUGUUUGGCACUUACGAACCUGCUUUCCAUCAAUGACGAUAUUAGGAAAAGAGUCUUUGCUCUGAAUGGAUGGGACAAGUUCUCAAACCUAGUGUUUUCAGAAAAUGAAAUGCUGAGAACUGCAGGCCUUGAGGGCUGGUGUAACCUUUGUGCAGGAGACGACGUUGUCCACGGCCAUUUUUACAUGAAAAUAAAAACCCAAAUAGAAAACACUCCCCCUGACAAGGUUUACGACAUCAACGUCCACGAUAUUAACAUCAUGCUUCUUUUCGUUUCUCCUGGGAUUUCAUUAAAAACACUUUCGGCAGCCUCAGGGUAUGUUUAUCUACACUUAAUUUAUCAAAUUUCACAUUUAUAUUACAGGGCGCUUGCUCUACUUGUUAGAGAUGGUAGGAUCGCACAGUACAUGCCAUUCGUUUCAAGAUUUGAGAACGUUUUAAAGACUCUGGAUUCGACUGAAGACCCUUCAAUUCUUCAUAGGCUUUUGACGAUUCUUUCCUGUGUGGUUCAGUCUAGGCCCAGGGACUUGAGUGAGCCUAACGAGAAACACAUGGAUGCAUAUAUUGAGAAAAUCGUUAGUUCUGUAAGACGUAACUCACACAAGUAUUCUAAUAAAACUCUUCUUGACCUAUUUCGUGAGAUUUGUUAG
Molecule: messenger RNA, 3126 nt
Organism: Theileria annulata
Lineage: Eukaryota; Apicomplexa; Aconoidasida; Piroplasmida; Theileriidae
Exons: 1
Coding region: 1-3126 (1041 amino acids)
Molecular function (GO): protein binding
Source: RefSeq, a predicted model, not a curated record